AGCAGCAAAAACUAGUAACUGGUUUACUUGUCAACUAGUGGUCUACUUUGCUUUCCAACAAUAUUUUUCGAGUUUUAUAUAUAAUUCUAUAUUUAUUCUUUAAGAAAGAACGUCUCGUCACCCACCCAACCAGCCACACACCGCCGUUGCUGAUAAUCCCGCCGCCGCUGCGACGUCGUCAUAACCCGCCUUUUAUCCCUAUUCCGACUUCUUUUCUUAUCAUCACUUGUUUAAACAUGCUCAUAAUCCACACUUCCAGCUUCGAUCUAACUUAAACCCAAAAAAAAAAAAAACCCAAUAAUACCUCCGAUUAAUCUUGAUUUUUCGAAGUGAAAAAAAGAGAGAUCGUCGCUUGUUUUGGGGGUACGGAAUUUUCCUACAGCUGUAGAUAACCUUAUUUCUUGCUAACUCUCUAGGGUUUCAUUUUCCUGCGGCGGUGUCUUGAAUAAUUCCCAAGAAGAAGAAGAAGAAGAAGAAGAAGAAAAGAGGGUUUUGAAUUUGGCUUAAUUUAGUAAUCAAGAUAUGGAAGAAUACAAUCUCCAGCUGAGCGAGGAUGCGAAUUCGAGAGGCGGCGCGUUCGUGUACCGCGGCGGUCCGGUUCUGGCGGGCAGCUCCUCCAUAUACGCACGCGGCGGCAGCUUCCAUCUCCAGUCGGGCGAUUGCUACGAGCACGGCGCGGUGGUGAAGACCGAGGCCGGAACUUCGCAGAACCACGCUCCCAGGUUUCAGUAUCCCUCCCAUGAAAAUCUCCAUGAUCACCACCACCAUCAAACUCAGACUAAUCCCAUCCAAGUCGACGCAAUCAAAGCUAAGAUUAUUGCCCACCCGCAAUACUCCAUCCUUUUGGAAGCUUACAUGGAUUGUCAAAAGGUAGGGGCGCCGGCGGAGGUGGUGGCGCGGCUGACGGCGGUGCGGGAGGAGUUUGAGGCACGGCAGGUAGCGACGGGGGCCAGCAGAGAUGAGUAUUCCAAGGAUCCAGAACUCGACCAGUUCAUGGAAGCUUACUACGAUAUGUUGGUCAAGUAUCGAGAAGAGCUAACACGCCCCUUACAAGAAGCCAUGGAUUUCAUGCGACGGAUCGAAUCGCAACUCAACCUCCUUACCAACGCUCCCCUCCGGAUCUUCAACUCCGAGGAGAAGAGCGAGGGCAUUGGUUCGUCGGAAGAGGAGCAAGAUAACAGCGGGGGAGAGACGGGAGUGGCGGAGAUCGAUCCACGAGCAGAAGACCGAGAGCUGAAAAACCACCUACUGAAAAAGUAUAGCGGAUACCUGAGUAGUCUGAAGCAAGAACUCUCCAAGAAAAAGAAGAAAGGGAAACUACCUAAAGAGGCCCGCCAAAAACUACUCAGCUGGUGGGAGCUACAUUACAAGUGGCCAUAUCCAUCGGAAUCGGAGAAGGUGGCGUUGGCAGAUUCCACCGGUUUGGACCAAAAACAGAUAAACAAUUGGUUCAUAAACCAACGAAAACGGCAUUGGAAGCCUUCGGAAGAUAUGCAGUUUAUGGUGAUGGAUGGGCUUCAUCCACAAAACGCAGCCCUCUACAUGGACGGCCAUUAUAUGCCCGACGCUCCCUACAGGCUCGGCCCCUGAUGCAUAUACGACCUCGUUUUGGGUUAGCUUCAUACCCUCCCGGCCCUCGCUAAUACUUUCGUAGCUCAAGCUUAUAUAUAUAUAUAUAUAGCAUGACUUAUAUGUGUUGAUUCCGUAAGCUAUUGAUUGUGAGCAACAACGCACUUGGUUUUGCUCCUGCAUAUGAUUAAGUUAAUUUGCUUUUCAUCUUCAAAAAUGUAUUGUUACUUGUCUGUCUUCA
This is a messenger RNA of Salvia miltiorrhiza (redroot sage), 1810 nucleotides long. Its product is annotated as homeotic protein knotted-1-like. Gene Ontology annotation, cellular component: nucleus. Gene Ontology annotation, biological process: regulation of DNA-templated transcription. The coding region runs from base 523 to 1590 and encodes 355 amino acids. Lineage: Eukaryota; Viridiplantae; Streptophyta; Magnoliopsida; Lamiales; Lamiaceae. The record is from RefSeq and is a predicted model, not a curated record. Gene Ontology annotation, molecular function: DNA-binding transcription factor activity, RNA polymerase II-specific; DNA binding. The transcript is spliced from 5 exons.